GGACUCACCCCUGGCACAGGAAUUUGCUCCUUGGCUGAGGUCUCACUCCCCGUCUGGGGGUCUCACCCCUGGCUGGGCUCUCACCCCUCAGGCAGAGAUGCCACCAGAGCGUUUGCCACGGGCGACUUCACCACGUCGGGGCUGGUGGACGACGUGUCGGCGCUGUCCCCGCAGGAGCUGCUCUCCAUCCAGGGCUGGCUGAGCUUCUACAAUGACAACUACGAGCCCGUGGGGAAGCUGGUGGGGAGGUUCUACGAUGAGAAUGGGGCACCCACAGAAGCCCUGAGGGAGGCUGAGGCUGCCAUUGAGGAAGCUCUGAAAUUCCAAGCAGAAAGUGAGCAGAGGAAGCAGCAGUUCCCACCCUGCAACUCUGAGUGGAGCUCUGCCAAGGGCACCCGCUUCUGGUGCUCCACACAGAGUGGGGGAGUGAGCAGAGCCUGGGCCGGAGUCCCUCGGAAGCUGUACCGCCCUGGCUCCAAGGGGAGUCACUGCGUGUGUGUGAGGAGCACAGGGCCCCCCUGGGGCCACCCACCCUCCUCCCAGCACAGUGACAGGGGGGACCUGGAUGACCCUCACCUGGAGGAGUACGAGGGCUGCCCUGCCCUGGCCGAGCAGUGUGUCCUCACGGGGUGAUUCCAGGGGCUGGAUUCCAGGGCACGGAGAAUCCUGCAGCGGAACAUUACACUGUGGGUGGGCAGCUCCAGCUCCAUCCCUUCCAGCUGUCUGUGCAAAUAACAAUUCCAUGUUAUUUGUGGUACUUUUUAACCUGUGGAGAUGGAGCUGAGGGAGGGGGGGAAACACUUUAGUACAAAAUCAGUAACAGGGUACUUCCUUUGUUCCUGUGGUAUUUUUACAACUGUAAGAUGCACGGCCUGAAUUCUAUUUAAAAACUGCUUUCUUGUGCAGCCAGGAAAUAGAUGUUUGUGUGCACAGUGGUGGGACAUGCUGGGUGUUGAGGCAGUGGGGUCAGUGAGCACAGAACUGCUGCAGCAUCACUGACCUCAGCUCGUGCACCGUCCUCAGGCCAGGCUGCAUUUCUGUGCUGAUGCUCCUUCCCAGGCACCUGAUUUGCUCCAGAGAGUUUAAAGGUAGCAGGGAGAAGCCUGAAUUUCUCCUCCAAUUAGGGUACACAGUAUCUGGGAGCUUGUGCAGUUGGGUUACACACAAGCUUUAUCAAUGUCUUGGAGUACAAAAGGCAAAGGCCAGAGCUGGAUUUCCUUCAGUGUUUGCAUUAGACAUGGGAAGCCACCUAUGAGCACCCUCCUGCUCUGUGAUUCACCACUUUCAAACUGUUCAGAUCAGGAGUGAGUAAGUUUUAAAUAGCUUUUAUUGCCUGUGUGGCAACACAACCAUCCAAUAAUCUGCCUCCUCUUUCCAUUCUGGUCUAUGACAUCCUCCCAUCUGGUGCCCAUCAGACUGAGCUGGAUGUGUCCUCACAAGGCCCAGCUCCCUUAAAAUCCGUGGCAAAAUUCAGUAUUACAAGUGAUUCCCAGAAGACCAGGGCAGGUCAUUGCCAUUUUUCUGCUGAAAAGGACAAAUGAACACCUGCACAGGGCCCAGGCACUAUAAGCCCCAGGCUGCAGGGAAGCAGGUGCUGGUUUUGGUAGAAUCUGCUGUUAAAAUCAGCUCCUGGUGUAGCUGAGCCUUGAGAGACACCCAGAUCAAGAGUCCAGCAAAACACAGUCUCUGCUGAGCUGUGGUCAGUUCUUUUCCUUAGGGCAGCUACCACCUAUUUAUAAGCAGCUGGAAGGUGUUUAUAAAUUCAUUUUUAGCUACUGCCACCUCUAAAGAAAGACCCCAGAUCUAAAUGAUCAGUUAAUUAGCAAGCUUAGAGGAGGCUGGGCAGUAAAUUACUUCAAAGUAACAAUAAUCACUCCCUUGCUGGAGGACUUUUACAUCACUUUUCACUGAUAAAGUUCAGAUGCUACAGCUGCCAUGGAUGGAGCCACAGGGCAACUUAAACGUGUAAAUGCUGGUUGUAAUAGAGAUUUAGGGGGAGUUGUGGGGGUUUUAACCUAAUCCUGGUGUGUUUCUUUUCCACCAUCACCUUGAGAAGCCCCCCAAGGCACUUCAGGCAGCUGUUCCCAGUGACAGGGGGAGUGGGACAUGUGGGGCAGAACUGAACCAGCUCUGGGGGUGGAACUGCUCCUUUCACACAACACUCCUGAGGAUGAAGCUGAGUGAGAGGUGCAGGAGAGAGCUGCAAAGCUUCACUGCCUCCAGGACCUUGUGGGCAGGGGAAGUGCCAGCAUGGCCUUUGCUUUUAGACAGCACCUGUUUAAAUGCAUUUUCUUGUUAAAGUGGUGAAACCAUCCCCCAAGAUGAUUGGAAUACCUUUAAAGGAACUUUCUAAAGCUAUUUAAACGUUGCAGCAAAUUCCAUAUUAUUAAAUAGUGUAAGAAGUAGUUUGUGAGGGCAAGUCAGGCCUAGUGAAGGUGGACCAGCUCUAACUUCUAAGCAAGUUUGAUCUUGCUGUAACACUCCAUCACUACACCAACAGUGCUGAGGGGAUGGUUUUGAUUGCAGGAGCUACACCAAAAUCAAACUCCUGCAGGAAGGCAGGGCAGGAGGAUUUUGCUCUAAGUUAAAGUUGGUUGAAAACCAGUUCAGUUUAUUUCUCAGUUUAGUGUUUGGAAUCACCGGGGGGGAAAGUUUGUCUUGCACUGGGAAUAAGUCACCUAUUAAAGCAAACAGGGAGACACCCUCACUGACCUGAAGUGCUCCAGGAGUGUCGUGCUUGGACUUCCAUUGAGCAGCUCACCUGGAUUCUCCCAUGGCGGAAAAGGGUGGGAAGAAAAGAGCAAUAGAGAGAGGACAAGUCACCACAGUGUUCUAAUAAAGCUCACCAUCCAUCUGGACUUUAGUAAGUUUUAUUAAUAAAAGCCUAAUGCACCACAGUGGCACCCCGGGGGCCUGGCUGGCUUUGCUGUUGCAGUGGGGUUUUCCUGCUCCUGAAGUGAAGCUGCAGCAGCUCUGUGCCCUCCCAGGGGCUGGGCUGCCCCCCAGGACACAGCUGAGUGCACCAAGUGUCUGCCACUUGAACUGAUUCACUCCAGGAACCAGCUCCGGCCUGGGGGGAGCUGGAUUGUUUCACUGAUUACACAUAAGUCUGGUAUGAGGCAUUCACAUAGGUACAAACUACAGAUCUUGUCAGCCAAAAGAAAGUGUAGCAGUUCCACGUGAAAAUGA
This is a messenger RNA of Lepidothrix coronata (blue-crowned manakin), 3189 nucleotides long. Its product is annotated as neuferricin. The record is from RefSeq and is a predicted model, not a curated record. NCBI's taxonomy places the organism in Eukaryota, Metazoa, Chordata, Aves, Passeriformes, Pipridae. The annotation marks the transcript as partial. The transcript has 3 exons.